Molecule: messenger RNA, 306 nt
Organism: Peronospora belbahrii
Lineage: Eukaryota; Oomycota; Peronosporomycetes; Peronosporales; Peronosporaceae
Source: the annotation of a GenBank genome assembly
AUGGCCACUCGCAUUAAGCAGGUGUUUAAGUGCUACGGGCGCACCGCCUUCUUCUUCCACUCGACCGUCUUCGUCUCGACCCUCGCCAGCUCCUACGUGGCCAUUAAUCAGGGCUUCGAUAUUCAGUCGCUGGCAAAGCGCGUGCCUUUUGUGGAUCUAUCUAACCUGGACCCAGAUGCCGGUACGUUGGCACUUGCUUACCUCUCAACUGUAGCCACAGGCCCAGCUAGAGGUGCUCUUACCAUCGCUGUGUCUCCUAUCCUCGCCCGCUUGCUUUCUCGGGGCGGCCGUUGUUUAACCAAAUAG